AUGAGAGUUGUUCAAGAGGCAAUAACACUGGCAUUCAAAACAUUCAUCGUUUAUAGAUGUAUACAGCUUCCAACAUAUGCUAAGGAAAUCCCUCCCAGGCUCCUAGAAGGGUUGUGCUCUACUAAGGACCGAAAGAAUAUGAUGGUUGGGGAUCUCAUGGUACCCUGUGGGGGUAAACUAUUCUCCUAA
Messenger RNA from Dovyalis caffra, 189 nucleotides. Lineage: Eukaryota; Viridiplantae; Streptophyta; Magnoliopsida; Malpighiales; Salicaceae. The record is from the annotation of a GenBank genome assembly.